Argiope bruennichi is the source of this 740-nucleotide messenger RNA. RefSeq lists its product as uncharacterized. Lineage: Eukaryota; Metazoa; Arthropoda; Arachnida; Araneae; Araneidae. The transcript is spliced from 3 exons. Bases 126 to 491 code for a protein of 121 amino acids. The record is from RefSeq and is a predicted model, not a curated record.
GGGCAGAGGCCUUUAACUGCUGUUUCCUGUUUUGAUUUGUAUUGGGGGAAUGCCAAAACAGGUCCUUUUUGCUGUUCGCCCUCGUGAGGUAGGUUUUUUAAAAUGGAGUGGGAGCGUCGAUUGAAAUGGUAAAAAUAUUUUCAAGUGAUGGGCAAUACGGAAUUGUUAUUGGUUGCGAUACCAAACUGCGCAAGAUGGAGUGUUACGAAAACAGUAUAAGCUGCAGAGAUGACCUGGUGCUAAGAUCUCGGCUUCGAAAUCGGACCUCUAAGGUCAAAUGCUCGCUUGCUGGAGAGCCUCAGGAAUACGAGACGGAUGCCAGUUCAGCUAGAGGGAGACGCAGAGCGGGCACAACAUAUGGAAGAGGGAAAGAUACGCAAGAGGAAAUUCCAUCUGAGUCACAGGGAUCAUUCGGCAUCCCGGGAUCGGAUGGUGAUGUGACCACAAAGCGCGUCCUGAAGACGCCGUCUCGCCCGGAACUUCGUUGCUAAGCAACGGCAUCAACCUGUUGCCAGCGGCCGACAAGGAACUUUUAACGACAGGAAUCCAAUCGGAUACGGAAGCCAUUAAAAAAAUGUGAAGAUGAGAGGACAAGCUCACCGGAUUUCCAAUGCCCGACAGAAGUUGAAUUAAACAAUAAUUUGAUUGUGUUGAUGCGUGAGUGCUGAAGGGGGAGGAGCGAUUAAAAGGGUGUGCAUUAAAUUGGACUGAAACUUAGGUAAUUCGAACUUUUAAAUCCA